GCCGCGUGCGUGCAGGGCUGUGUGAAACGGCCGCCUGGCUGAGGCCAGCGGGGAGAACACCAACUUCCUCCAUUGUCUGUGCUCCAACCUCUGUGCUACACCUGAGGAUGGCAACAACCCCCAUGUUUGACCAGCAUCAGGGCCCACGGGAGGGCUGCUGAGGGCAGAAGAUUGCCCUCAACACAUCCUUUGAUCUAUCUGCUGUUGUUUUCCGAACUGCUCAGCUGGGCAGGAGUCACUUGAGGCCUACAUUGCGUUUUACCAAAAAGAAAACAUAUCAGGUGAGAUUUUAACCAGAACCCUGCUCCAGUGAUCAAGUCGAAAGAGGAACAUUAACUUUCAUCUAUAGUUAAGGCUAAAAUAUUGCCCAGAGUGCUUGAAUUAUUGACUCUCUUCAUAUCACCAGUACUGCUGUUGAUUUCCACUUCCUCAGGUCUCAUGUGGUGAUACAUUUUAAAGGAACUGUAUAUCUCAUCUUGCCCUCUUACAUCUUUAGCUGGAUUUACUCUUCUGACAGAAAACUUGUAUUUAAAAUAUUUUUCAAACACCAGUGCUAUUCUGACCUGCUUUUGAACUCAAAUAUUGUACGUGGAGUAAAUGAAAAUGUUGUUGAACUGUAGUCUGGCUGCAGAGGCCUGGUAAAGUUUGAGUAACCAAGGCAGGAGAAAGUGAUUACCUUUUUUAAAAUGUGUAUUUCGGGCAUAGAACUUUUCUGCAGUGUACCAACAUCUCAGCCUGAUGCUUGCCCUGGUGCCAUGCACCUAACACGGCAGAGGCAGGACAAGGAGUGAAGCGAGUGGGAGGCUGCCCAUUUCCCCAGCUAGCGGCUGUGCUGCACCUCUGUGGUCAGAGCUGCCAAGGAGGAAAACAGCUCUCACUGCUAGCCCUGCACCGAGAGCCUGGGAAUUGAGCACCAGCCGUGGAGGGCAAAGAGGCAUCUGAGGCUGGUCUCCUGCUGGAGCAGAUCAAAGUGACACAGGGAGCCGUGUAGCUGCUGCAACCCAACCAAGAGGGAGGAACCAGUGCCCUCGCUUUGCCUUUUAUUUCCAAGGACAAAAUGCAGGUGGCAUGCUCUCUACCCACUGCAGAGUGGGGAGGAAAGUGCACUGCUCCCUUUCCCUGUCCUUUCUUUUACCCUGUUGCUUCACUUCACCAGCUGGCAGCUAGUGACAGGGUGAGCGUUGUGCCUGGGUGGGCAGCUCUCCCACAUCCCUUUGAAGGCUGCCUGCUGCUGCAGUGCCAGGAGAAUGCCAAGAGAAGGACCCUGCUGCAGUUGAAGAGGGUGAAUCUUCAGAUUUUGCUUUGACCUGGGACUCGUCAGUGACUCAAUCAGGUGGCCUGGGAGGAGAGCUGGAGAGCGAAGCGAAGGACAGCCGGGCCCUGGAAGAGAGGAACAGUGUGACGAGCCAGGAAGAGAGAAAUGAGGAAGAUGAAGACAUGGAGGAUGAGUCAAUUUACACCUGCGAUAACUGUCAGCAGGACUUCGAUUCACUGGCAGACCUGACUGAACACAGGGCACACAACUGUCCUGGAGGUUGUCUGUUUCAAACAGCAGCAGAGCUAUAUAUGGAUAUUGCCAGCUUGGAAGCAGCUGAUUUUUCUAAACUACUGUACGAUGGUGAUGACGACCCACAACUCUCCUGGGUGGCUUCAUCUCCCUCCAGCAAAGAUGUUGCAUCACCCACUCAGAUGAUAGGAGAUGGGUGUGAUCUUGGCAUCGGGGAGGAGGAAGGGGGGACUGGCCUGCCGUAUCCCUGUCAGUUUUGUGAUAAGUCCUUCAUUCGCCUGAGCUACCUUAAAAGGCACGAGCAGAUCCACAGUGACAAACUACCUUUCAAAUGCACCUACUGUAGCCGGCUUUUUAAGCACAAGAGGAGUAGGGAUCGCCACAUAAAGCUUCACACAGGGGAUAAAAAGUACCAUUGCCACGAAUGCGAGGCUGCAUUCUCCCGCAGCGACCACCUCAAAAUCCACCUGAAAACCCACAGCUCCAGCAAACCAUUCAAGUGUACUGUGUGUAAACGUGGGUUUUCAUCUACCAGCUCAUUGCAGAGUCACAUGCAAGCUCAUAAAAAGAACAAGGAACAUAUGGCAAAGACUGAGAAAGAGGUGAAGAAGGAUGAUUUUAUGUGUGAUUACUGUGAAGAGACAUUCAGUCAGACUGAAGAUUUGGAGAAGCACGUAAUGACACGCCACCCACAGCUUUCCGAGAAGGCAGAUUUGCAGUGUAUUCAUUGCCCUGAAGUAUUUGUAGACGAAAACUCGCUGCUCUCACACAUUCAUCAAGCCCAUGCCAACAAGAAACACAAGUGCCCUAUGUGCCCAGAGCAGUUUUCUUCAGUGGAGGAAGUCUAUUGCCACUUGGACAGCCACAGACAACCUGACUCCAGCAACCACAGCAUCAGCCCUGACCCAGUCCUGGGGAGUGUGGCGUCCAUGAGCAGCGCAACGCCGGACUCCAGCGCGUCGGUGGAAAGAGGUUCCACUCCGGAUUCGACCUUAAAGCCUUUGAGAGGACAAAAGAAAACCAGGUCAGUUGACAGAGAGGAUGGCCAGAACUGGUCUAAAGUUACUUACAGCUGCCCCUACUGCUCGAAACGUGACUUCAACAGCCUUGCUGUUCUAGAGAUCCAUCUGAAGACCAUUCAUGCAGACAAACCUCAGCAAAGCCACACGUGCCAGAUCUGCCUUGAUUCCAUGCCUACACUGUACAACUUGAAUGAACACGUGAGAAAAGUGCACAAAAACCAUGCCUAUCCCAUGAUGCAGUUUAGCAACAUUUCUGCCUUUCAUUGCAAUUACUGCCCGGAGAUGUUUGCAGAUAUCAAUAGCUUGCAGGAACACAUCCGCAUUACUCACUGCGGCCCAAACGCUACCCCUCAAGAUGGCAACAAUGCUUUCUUCUGUAACCAGUGCUCCAUGGGCUUUCUGACCGAAGCUACCUUGACUGAGCACAUCCAGCAGACUCACUGCAAUGUAGGAAAUUCAAAAUUGGAUUCCCCUGUCAUUCAGCCAACACAGUCUUUUAUGGAAGUUUAUUCAUGCCCUUAUUGCACAAACUCCCCCAUUUUUGGCUCCAUCCUGAAGCUUACAAAGCAUAUUAAAGAAAACCACAAGAACAUUCCUCUGGCACACAAUAAGAAGUCAAAAGCAGAGCAGAGUCCAGUUUCUUCUGAUGUUGAAGUCUCUUCCCCUAAAAGGCAGCGGCUUUCUGCAAGCGUAAACUCAGUGUCUAAUGGUGAAUACCCAUGUAAUCAGUGUGAUCUAAAGUUCUCAAAUUUUGAAAGUUUUCAGACCCAUUUAAAGUUGCAUUUGGAGUUGCUGUUGAGGAAACAGUCUUGCCCUCAGUGUAAAGAAGACUUUGAUUCCCAGGAGUCUCUUCUGCAACAUCUCACUGUACACUACAUGACAACUUCUACUCAUUAUGUAUGUGAGAGCUGUGACAAACAGUUUUCUUCAGUGGAUGAUUUGCAGAAGCAUUUGUUGGACAUGCAUACUUUUGUGUUGUAUCACUGCACACUUUGCCAAGAAGUUUUUGAUUCCAAGGUAUCUAUCCAAGUGCAUCUGGCAGUCAAGCAUAGCAAUGAAAAGAAGAUGUAUCGUUGCACAGCCUGUAACUGGGAUUUUAGGAAGGAGGUGGAUCUCCAGAUCCAUGUGAAGCAUAGUCACUUGGGUAAUCCAUCAAAGUCUCACAAAUGUAUCUUCUGUGGUGAGACCUUCAGCACAGAGGUAGAACUGCAGUGCCACAUCACAACCCACAGCAAAAAAUACAACUGCAAGUUUUGUAGCAAAGCUUUUCAUGCCAUCAUCUUGCUUGAAAAGCACUUGAGGGAAAAACAUUGUGUUUUUGAUGCUAGUGCUGAGAAUGGUACAGCUAAUGGCAUGACCCCCACAAAUAAGAAGACAGAAGGGGCAGAUAUCCAGAACAUGUUAAUGAAGAAUCCAGAUACUUCCAACAGUCAUGAAGCCAGUGAGGAUGAUGUGGAUGCUUCUGAGCCCAUGUAUGGCUGUGACAUUUGUGGGGCUGCCUACACUAUGGAGGUCCUCUUGCAGAAUCAUCGUUUGAGAGAUCAUAACAUCAGGCCUGGGGAGGAUGACUGUUCUAGGAAGAAAGCAGAAUUCAUCAAAGGUAGCCACAAGUGUAAUAUCUGCUCAAGGACCUUUUUCUCAGAAAAUGGCCUGAGGGAGCACAUGCAGACCCAUCGAGGUCCAGCUAAGCACUACAUGUGCCCCAUCUGCGGGGAACGCUUCCCAUCGCUCCUGACCCUGACGGAGCACAAAGUCACUCACAGCAAGAGUUUGGAUACAGGGACGUGUCGGAUCUGCAAAAUGCCACUGCAGAGCGAGGAGGAAUUCAUCGAGCACUGCCAGAUGCAUCCAGAUCUCAGAAACUCCCUCACUGGGUUUCGCUGUGUUGUCUGCAUGCAGACGGUCACCUCUACCCUGGAGCUGAAAAUUCAUGGGACGUUCCAUAUGCAGAAGUUGGCAGGAAACUCUGCAACCUCAUCGCCUAACGGCCAGGCCUUGCAAAAACUCUACAAGUGUGCGCUGUGCUUGAAGGAGUUCCGGAAUAAGCAGGACUUGGUAAAGUUGGAUGUGAACGGCCUUCCCUAUGGCCUGUGUGCUGGAUGCAUGACCAGGAGCACCAACGGACAGUCUUCGAGCUUGACUCCACAGGAGGUGAAUGAGAGGCCGUGUGGCAGCCUGAGGUGUCCAGAGUGUAGUGUCAAAUUUGAAAGUGCUGAAGACCUAGAGAGCCACAUUCAGGUAGACCACCGAGACCUGACACCUGAGACCAGUGGCCAAAGGAAAGGUACCCAGACAUCCCCUGUUCCCAGAAAAAAGACCUAUCAAUGCAUCAAGUGCCAGAUGACCUUUGAGAAUGAGAGAGAGAUACAAAUCCAUGUCGCUAACCAUAUGAUUGAGGAAGGCAUCAAUCAUGAGUGCAAGCUGUGUAACCAGAUGUUUGACUCUCCGGCAAAGCUCCUGUGUCACCUGAUUGAGCACAGCUUUGAGGGGAUGGGAGGCACAUUCAAAUGCCCUGUUUGUUUCACAGUCUUUGUACAGGCAAACAAACUGCAGCAGCACAUCUUUGCAGUGCACGGGCAGGAAGACAAAAUUUAUGACUGUUCCCAGUGCCCACAGAAGUUCUUCUUUCAAACAGAGCUUCAGAACCACACAUUGAGCCAGCACGCACAGUGAGCCACUGGCACUACAGGACACCUCUCUGCAGAAGACUUGACGGUGGCACAGUGGGGAGGACCAUUUGAACAUUACAUCCAAUCAAAGUGUCAUUUGCAACCCAGAUGUAAAACUCUAAUGAUUUGGCCAUGAGGCGCUGCUAUUAUAAGCAGCUGGAAAUGAAUAUUAAUGGAAGAGAUUAAAAGUAUUCCAUGCUCAGUAUUUUUUAUUGUCCUGCUUCAGCUAGUGUACUUUAGAGCUUCUGCUUCUGACUGAAUUUAUAGUGUUAGAUAAAUCUGCUUUGAUGCUGUUGCCCUUUGUUGCUUCUUGUAUUAUAUUGAUAGUUAAAGAUUAGGUGUGAUUUUUUUCUUUUUUGUUAACUGCUUUUUAAUUGCAAUUUUAGGUAACUGUGCAUUGUGAUGUGAUUGCUUGGCUAUUGUCUGAAUAUUUCUUUUUAAUUUUUUAAUUAAAGACUAAUGCUUUGAUUGGAUUUGCCAGUUCACCGGACAGUGAUUAAAACUAUGUAAUGAAUAUAAUCGGUUUCAGUGCAACUGGAUGGUCUGCUUUAUAAAUGUGACUUAAUCUGAUUGCAAUAACUAGUACAGUUCAAUAAAGGGAAUACAUGA
Messenger RNA from Passer domesticus (house sparrow), 5807 nucleotides. It is a transcript of the gene ZNF423, whose product is annotated as zinc finger protein 423. Gene Ontology annotation, biological process: regulation of transcription by RNA polymerase II. Gene Ontology annotation, molecular function: RNA polymerase II cis-regulatory region sequence-specific DNA binding; DNA-binding transcription activator activity, RNA polymerase II-specific; chromatin insulator sequence binding. The transcript is spliced from 9 exons. The record is from RefSeq and is a predicted model, not a curated record. Lineage: Eukaryota; Metazoa; Chordata; Aves; Passeriformes; Passeridae. The coding region runs from base 1438 to 5202 and encodes 1254 amino acids. Gene Ontology annotation, cellular component: chromosome; nucleus.